AUAUCGGCAAUCCCCGGAUUAAGGUUUCUGCGCUCAACCUUCGCUGUGGGUUGCUUCGUGUGUUUUUGCUCGUUGGUUCUGGCGAGUUUUGCUGGAGUUGGUGUUAGAAUAAGUGUUGAUCGCAUUAUCUAGAUCGGAGCUCGCAUAUCAUUUUAAUCGUGUUGCAUCUCGAAAGUCAUAACUGGCAUGUCUGCCUCACCCAAAAAAUCCCCCAUCAGACGCGGUACCGUCGAAGACGUGCCCGUAAUCCUGGGCUUCAUCAAAGAACUCGCCGAGUACGAGCACGAAACAGAUAAAGUGCUCUGCACCGAAUCCAUGCUCGCGAAAACAAUCUUCGGCCCGACGCCCUACGCCAAAGUCCUGAUUGCGCAAACCGAUGAAGGCGUGCCCGCUGGCUUUGCGCUGUAUUUCUACAAUUACUCCACGUGGAACGGGAAGCCGGGUAUCUACCUAGAGGACCUGUACGUGCAGCCAAAGCAUAGAGGAAAAUCGUUCGGCUCGGCGUUGUUGUAUGCGCUUGCCGAGGAAUUGGUUGCUAUCGACGGAGGCCGAUUAGAAUGGAGCGUUUUGAAAUGGAACACGCCGUCUAUUGAGUUUUACCAGCGUAUCGGCGCGAACCCAAUGACUGAAUGGCAAAUGAUGCGUGUUGAUGGAGACACGAUUGCAACGCUGGCAAACAAGUCUUCCGGCAUUCUUGAGUAGAAGAUAUUUCAAAAGGAGUAGAUCAUUGCAUAAUUAAUGUACUUGCAGAAAACUUGCACAUCAACUCAUUUCUACUGUUUAUAUAGAGAUUUAUUGAGCAAUCACAGAGCA
This is a messenger RNA of Myxozyma melibiosi, 813 nucleotides long. Its product is annotated as N-acetyltransferase-like protein. The record is from RefSeq and is a predicted model, not a curated record. Gene Ontology annotation, molecular function: N-acetyltransferase activity. Lineage: Eukaryota; Fungi; Ascomycota; Lipomycetes; Lipomycetales; Lipomycetaceae. The transcript is spliced from 4 exons. Gene Ontology annotation, biological process: protein acetylation. Bases 187 to 702 code for a protein of 171 amino acids.